AUGUGGAAGAUCAUUGCGAAAUUUGACAACUGGCAACAGAACAAAUUCAGUACUGAGUUUGAGGUGAAGAAAUAUGGUAGGUAAAAGAGCUGUGUGUGUGUGUGUGUGUGUGUGUGUGUGUGCACGUGCCUGUAUGUCAUUCAACAUGGUUCACUAUCCAUAUUAUUACUUGUUGAGCUAAAGCCUGGGCAGAAGCCUGGGGAGCUAACAUGAUGCUCUGUUGCAGUGCUGCCUGCUUUCAAUGUCACACUGACUCCCAAGAAAUCCUUCCUCAGUCUGGAUGAUACUGAGCUGGUGGUGGAGAUCACAGCCAGGUUAGUAACACAAAUGUAAACCUACUGUAUUGCUUAUUAAUGUGUUAUGUACGGCUUAUGAAACCCUUAUGUAGGUACCCUUCAGAUAUAGUGUUACUAAUGCCGCGUUCACAUCAUGUCGGAAACUCGGCACCUCCGAGGAUUUUUUUUUGCGUAGAGCUUCCUAUUGUUUGAUUCUGAUAGUUCCCAAGUGGGAAACUCAGGUAUCAUCUUUCUACAACGAGUAAGCAAGUCGAGUUUCCGACGUGAACGCGGCAUUAAACACUGGAAUAAUAGUUGUGAUAAUUGUCACAAAAAUAGCGCACCCAUCACGGAACUGUCACGGUUUCGGCCGAGGCUGCUCCUCCUCCUGGUUUGGGCAGGCUUCGGCGGUCGUCGUCCCCGGAGUACUAGCUGCCACCGAUCUAUGUUUCAUGUUCGAUUGGUUUUGUCUGGAUGUUGUACACCUGUGUCUUGUUAGUCCUCGUUAGUGCCCUAUUUAGUUCUCGUUGUGUGUGCUUGUCGUUGUGUGUGAUUGUACUACUGUUUCGUGUUUUGGAGCUACAUUUUCCCUCCAGUGUUUGAGAGGGUUGUUUGCACAUGUUUGUGCGUCAUUCGUUUUGUCGCCUGUGUGCGUCGUGCAUUUUGCCUUCGGGCUUAUUUUGCUUCGGUUGGAUAUAUAUUUAUUGCACUAAAGCCUUUGGACUGAGCCUCUGUGUCCUGCGCAUGAUUCCUACACCACACCCACCUUCAGCACGCCUUGACAGAAUCACACACCACUAUAAUGGAAUCAGCAGGAUCGGCAGUGACGCCUGUGUCGCUCGAGGAGCAUCUCCGUGGGCAAGAGGACCAGAUCCGACACCUGGAGACCGCUCUACAGGAGGUAAUCAACAUCAUGCACCGAUGGGAGGCCAGCAGUGUACCCACACCUCCACCUACCCUGUCCAUCCCAUCGGUCGGUCCACCAGUCCCAGGUUCGGAACCCAGGGGGAUUCGGCUCUCGCUCCCGAGGGCGUAUGACGGAACAGCUGCCGGGUGUCAGGGGUUCCUCCUGCAGGUAGAGCUCUACCUGGCCACUGUACACCCGGUGCCCUCGGGAUACGAGAGCGUUUCCGCCCUCAUCUCCUGUCUCACGGGCAAGGCGUUGGAGUGGGCUAACGCCGAGUGGAGGAAGAUGGACGCCAACACCAUUACCUACGCCGAGUUCUCCCGCCGCUUCAAGGCCGUGUUCGACCAUCCACCUGAGGGCAAAGCGGCGGGGGAGCGUCUGGUCCAUUUGAGACAGGGGAGGAGGAGCGCUCAGGUGUUCGCUCUAGAGUACCGGACUCUAGCGGCGGAUGCAGGGUGGAGUGAACGGGCUCUCAUCGACCAUUUUCGAUGUAGCCUACGAGAGGACGUUCAAUGUGAGUUGGCCUGCAGGGAUACCCAUCUUACCUUCGACCAGUUGGUCGAUAUGUCCAUCCGUCUGGACACCCUGCUGGCCACCCGUGGACGUCCCGAGGGGAGUCCGUCCAUUCCGCCCUCCGGCACCUCCGAGCCGAGCCCUAUGGAGCUCGGGGGUGCCGGCGCUAGAGAACGGAGUAGGAAGAGCCCGAGGGGGCCUGUCUCCUGCACCAAGUGCGGUCGUGGAGGGCACACUACGGCCAGGUGCUGGGGAGGGUUCUCCGGGAGUAACGACAACAGGUCACGCACUGGGGGGGCCUCCCAGGUGAGUAGACGUCCCACUUACCCAGAGCUUUCUGUUGCACACUUUUGUAUACCUGUUUGUUUUCCACAGGUUGCACCUCAUUCCCAGCAUAAGGCGCUAGUAGAUUCAGGCGCAGCUGGGAAUUUUGUUGAUCGUAAGUUUUGUUUUGAGUUAGGGAUCCCUCUCCUACCUGUUGACCAACCUUUUCCCGUUCAUGCCUUAGACAGCCGUCCGUUGGGGUCGGGGUUGAUCAGGGAGAUCACAGCGCCACUUCGGAUGUGUGCGCAGGGGGGUCAUGAGGAGACUAUACAGUUGUAUCUGAUCGGCUCUCCUGCGUACCCAGUGGUGCUGGGGAUUCCCUGGUUAAGCACCCAUAACCCUGCUAUUUCGUGGCAACAGAGGGCUCUCGAUGGGUGGUCUGCUCAGUGCGAGGGGCGAUGUCUGGGUGUUUCCGUGGGGGCGACUUCGGUGGAAAGUCCAAACCAAGUGCCCGCACUGCACAUUCCGCCUGAAUAUGGGGAUUUAGCACUCGUGUUUAGUAAAACUAGGGCGACGCAGUUGCCUCCUCAUAGACAGGGGGAUUGUGCGAUUGAUCUCCAGGCAGGAGCAGCGCUCCCACGGAGCCAUGUGUAUCCUUUGUCUCAAGAGGAGAGGAAAGCUAUGGAGACUUAUAUAGCCGAAUCUUUGAGACAGGGAUACAUUCGGCCCUCCACUUCUCCCGCCUCCUCAAGCUUCUUUUUUGUGAAAAAGAGAGAUGGAGGGUUGUGCCCGUGCAUUGAUUACCGUGGUCUCAAUCAGAUUACUGUGAAAUACAGUUAUCCACCCUCUGAUUGCGACCAUGACGGAGUCAUUGCAUGGAGCGCGGUUUUUCACAAAACUGGAUCUCAGGAGCGCAUAUAACUUGGUGCGCAUUAGGGAGGGUGACGAAUGGAAGACAGCGUUUAGUACCACGUCUGGUCAUUUCGAAUAUCUGCCCAGGGGUAAGUUACAACCCCUGCCCGUUCCACAACGACCAUGGUCCCACCUCUCGGUGGAUUUUGUGACAGACCUUCCCCUCUCUCAGGGGAAUACCACCAUCCUGGUCGUUGUGGACCGGUUCUCUAAGGCCUGUCGUCUUCUCCCUAUGGCGGGUCUUCCUACUGCCCUACAGACCGCUGAGGCCCUAUUUACCCAUGUCUUCCGGCAUUACGGGGUACCCGAGGAUAUAGUGUCUGAUCGAGGUCCCCAGUUUACCUCUCGUGUUUGGAGAGCGUUCAUGGAGCGUUUGGGGGUCUCGGUUAGCCUUACCUCAGGGUACCACCCGGAGAGUAACGGGCAGGUAGAACGUGUCAACCAGGAUGUGGGUAGGUUUCUGAGGUCGUAUUGCCAGGACCGGCCGGAGGAGUGGGCACGGUACAUUCCCUGGGCCGAGAUGGCCCAGAACUCUCUCCGCCACUCCUCUACUAACCAAACCCCCUUCCAAUGUGUGUUAGGGUACCAGCCGGUUCUGGCACCUUGGCAGCAGAGCCAGAUCGAGGCCCCUGCGGUGGAUGAUUGGAUGAGGCGCUCGGAAGAGACGUGGAACGCUGCCCACGUCCACCUGCAGCGGGCCGUCCUUCGUCACAAGGCGAGCGCCGAUCUCCACCGCAGUGAGGGGCCGGUGUACGCACCCGGAGAUCGAGUCUGGCUCUCUACCAGAAACCUACCCCUCCGCCUGCCCUGCCGGAAGCUGGGUCGGCGGUUUGUGGGGCCCUUUAAAGUCCUGAGAAGAUUGAACGAGGUAUGUUAUAGAUUACAUCUACCUGUUGAGUAUAGGAAUAUUAACCCCUCGUUCCAUGUGUCUCUUCUCAGGCCGGUGGUAGCUGGUCCACUCCAGGACAAUGAGAUAGGGGAGACUCCUCCGCCCCCACUGGACAUCGAGGGGGCUCCGGCGUACACCGUUCGGUCCAUCUUGGACUCUAGACGCCGGAUGGGGGGUCUUCAGUAUCUCGUGGAGUGGGAGGGGUACGGCCCGGAGGGACAUCCUAGACCCAUCUCUCCUGUCGGAGUUCCACCGGGACCAUCCCGCGCGCCCUGCUCCGCGUCCUCCUGGUCGUCCCCGAGGCCGGGGUCGGCGCACGGCUGGAGCCGCGCGUCAAGGGGGGGGGGGGGGUACUGUCACGGUUUCGGCCGAGGCUGCUCCUCCUCCUGGUUCGGGCAGGCUUCGGCGGUCGUCGUCCCCGGAGUACUAGCUGCCACCGAUCUAUGUUUCAUGUUCGAUUGGUUUUGUCUGGAUGUUGUACACCUGUGUCUUGUUAGUCCUCGUUAGUGCCCUAUUUAGUUCUCGUUGUGUGUGCUUGUCGUUGUGUGUGAUUGUACUACUGUUUCGUGUUUUGGAGCUACAUUUUCCCUCCAGUGUUUGAGAGGGUUGUUUGCACAUGUUUGUGCGUCAUUCGUUUUGUCGCCUGUGUGCGUCGUGCAUUUUGCCUUCGGGCUUAUUUUGCUUCGGUUGGAUAUAUAUUUAUUGCACUAAAGCCUUUGGACUGAGCCUCUGUGUCCUGCGCAUGAUUCCUACACCACACCCACCUUCAGCACGCCUUGACAGAAUCACACACCACUAUAAUGGAAUCAGCAGGAUCGGCAGUGACGCCUGUGUCGCUCGAGGAGCAUCUCCGUGGGCAAGAGGACCAGAUCCGACACCUGGAGACCGCUCUACAGGAGGUAAUCAACAUCAUGCAGGGGUUUUUUGGGUUUUUUGCCAUUUUUCUUUACCCCCUUUCCCAUUUUUUUCCUUUUUUUUUUGGGUUUUUUUUUUUUUUACCCUUUUUGCCCCCCCAGGAAAGGGUUUUUUUGAAUUUUGUCGUUUUUUUCCCUUCCCCGGGGUUUUUUUUUUUUAUUUUUUUUUGGAAAUUUUUUUAAACACUAAACCUUUGGAUUUCCCUGGGGCCCCUGGGUUUUUAACCCCCCCCUUCACCCCUUCAAACCCCCCCAAAAAAGGGGAACACCAACCCGGGGGUUUUUCGCUCAAAAGCCUCCGGGCGAGGCCUCCGAAUAAGACCCUUGGGAGGUAAUAACAUAACCCCCGGGGGGGCCCCUUUCCCCUUUUCCCCCCCCCCUUUCCCGGGGUUGGGGCCCCCGCCCGGGGAACCCGGGGGGGGUUUUCCUUUCCCUAAAAACCCAAAUUUCCGGGUUGGGGGGUUUUCCCUCCUGGGAAGGGCUCUCCGGGAGGGCCCCCGGGGUUAAUAAGACUUUCCCCCCCUUUUCCCUCAACCGGGGGGGGGGCCCGGGGGGAAAGGGACCCAAAAAUUUUUUUGGGGGCCCCCCCCUUAAGGGUGUUCGACCACCCCCUUUUGGGAAGGGGCCAAAAGUUGGUUUUUGGGGGGGGGGGCCCCUUUUCCCCCUGGAGGUUUUAAAGGGCUUUAGGGGGGGGUUUGGGGCUUUGACCCUUUUAACCAAGGCCUUUUUUGGGGGGGCCCGGGUAACCCAUUUCCCUUGGACCGUUUGGAAAAUUCCCCGUUCAUGCUGGGGGUCUCCCGAAAAGUCCUUUCCCGGGCCCCCCGGUUUUCCGGCCGAGCCCCAUAUUUGGGGUGGGUGAAAAGUAAAGCCCGGGGGCCCCCGAAAAUUUGGUGGGGGGGCACCUGGGCCAGGGGGGGGGGGUUUGGGAGUAGAAAAUCCCCGGGGGGGCCCCCGGGGUGGCCCAAAAAAGAUUUCUGUUAAACUUUUUAUCUGUUUUUUUUCCACAGGUUGCACCUCAUUCCCAGCAUAAGGCGCUAGUAGAUUCAGGCGCAGCUGGGAAUUUUGUUGAUCGUAAGUUUUGUUUUGAGUUAGGGAUCCCUCUCCUACCUGUUGACCAACCUUUUCCCGUUCAUGCCUUAGACAGCCGUCCGUUGGGGUCGGGGUUGAUCAGGGAGAUCACAGCGCCACUUCGGAUGUGUGGCGCAGGGGGGUCAUGAGGAGACUAUACAGUUGUAUCUGAUCGACUCUCCUGCGUACCCAGUGGGCUGGGGGAUUCCCUGGUUAAGCACCCAUAACCCUGCUAUUUCGUGGCAACAGAGGGCUCUCGAUGGGUGGUCUGCUCAGUGCGAGGGGCGAUGUCUGGGUGUUUCCGUGGGGGCGACUUCGGUGGAAAGUCCAAACCAAGUGCCCGCACUGCACAUUCCGCCUGAAUAUGGGGAUUUAGCACUCGGUGUUUAGUAAAACUAGGGCGACGCAGUUGCCUCCUCAUAGACAGGGGGAUUGUGCGAUUGAUCUCCAGGCAGGAGCAGCGCUCCCACGGAGCCAUGUGUAUCCUUUGUCUCAAGAGGAGAGGAAAGCUAUGGAGACUUAUAUAGCCGAAUCUUUGAGACAGGGAUACAUUCGGCCCUCCACUUCUCCCGCCUCCUCAAGCUUCUUUUUUGUGAAAAAGAGAGAUGGAGGGUUGUGCCCGUGCAUUGAUUACCGUGGUCUCAAUCAGAUUACUGUGAAAUACAGUUAUCCACCCUCUGAUUGCGACCAUGACGGAGUCAUUGCAUGGAGCGCGGUUUUUCACAAAACUGGAUCUCAGGAGCGCAUAUAACUUGGUGCGCAUUAGGGAGGGUGACGAAUGGAAGACAGCGUUUAGUACCACGUCUGGUCAUUUCGAAUAUCUCGUCAUGCCAUAUGGGUUGAUGAAUGCUCCAUCAGUCUUCCAAUCCUUCGUAGAUAACAUUUUCCGGGAUAUGCAGGGACAAGGGGUGGUCGUAUACUGUACAUUGAUGACAUUCUGGUGUACUCGUCUAGCCGAGCAUAUAACCCUGGUGCGGCGUGUAUUGAGGAGGAUGUUGGAGCACGACCUAUAUGUCAAGGCAGAGAAAUGUCCUGUUUUUUCCGGGGGUUUUGGGGGGGGGGUCCCCUUUGGGAAAAAACCCAAAAAGGGGGAAAAAUUUUGGGGUUUUUUUUUUGGGGGGUUUUUUUUUUGGGUUUUAACCCCUUUUCCCCUUUUUUCCCCCCCCCUUUUUGGGGGGCCCGGGGGGUUUGGGCUGGGGGGGGGCCCGGGGGCCCGGGGUUUUCCCCCAGGGGUUUUUUGGGGGGGGAGGUUUGGGGGGGGUUUUUUUUUUCCCCCCCCAAAAAAACCCCCCGGGGGGGUUUUUUUUCCCCCGGGGGGGAAAACCCCCCCAAAAGGGGGUUUUUUUUUUUAAAAAAAGGGGGGGGUUUAAACAUUGAAUGGCUUUUUUCCCCCUUUUUUUGUACCCUCGUCCUUUUAGCCGGGGAGGGGCAUUUUAAAUUUAACCUGGUGCGGCCCCGGUAAAUUGGGGGAGGAGGAUUUUUGGGCACGACCUAUAUUCAAGGCAGAGAAAGUCUUUUUUUUUCCGGGAGUCGGUCCCCUUUUUGGGUUAUCGGUUGUCCGCGUCAGGGGUGAGAAUGGAGGUGGAUCGUGUGUCCGCUGUGCGUAAUUGGCAAACCCCAACUACUGUAAAAGAGGUGCAGCAGUUUUUGGGCUUUGCGAAUUACUACCGGAGGUUUAUCCGGGGUUUUGGACAGGUGGCAGCUCCCAUCACGUCCCUUCUGAAGGGGGGUCCGGUGCGCCUGCAGUGGUCAGCCGAUGCGGACAGGGCCUUUAGGAGACUGAAGGACCUGUUUACGUCGGCUCCGGUGCUGGCGCAUCCGGAUCCCGCAUUACCCUUUCAGGUCGAGGUAGACGCGUCUGAGGCUGGUAUAGGGGCCAUUCUCUGUCAACGGUCCGGCACGCCACCUAAACUCCGCCCCUGUGCCUUUUACAGUAAGAAGCUCAGCCCGGCGGAGCGUAACUAUGACGUUGGGGACAGGGAGCUGUUAGCUGUAGUUCAAGCCCUUAAGGUGUGGAGGCAUUGGCUUGAGGGGGCUCAACACCCUUUCCUCAUUUUGACUGACCAUCGGAACCUGGAGUACAUCCGGGCAGCGAGGAGACUGAACCCUCGCCAGGCUCGAUGGAGUAUGUUUCUCACCAGGUUCGUAUUUAAAAUCACGUACAUCCCUGGGUCUCAGAAUGGUAAGGCAGAUGCGCUGUCCCGGCGGUAUGACACGGAGGAGAGGUCCGUUGAGCCCACUCCCAUACUACCGGAGUCUUGCCUAGUGGCACCGGUGGUGUGGGAGGUCGAUGCCGAAAUCGAGCGAGCGUUGCGUACCGACCCCAGCCCUCCACAGUGUCCUGAGGGUCGGAAGUACGUUCCGCGCGAGAUUCGGGAUCGACUCAUUUACUGGGCUCACACGUCACCCUCCUCUGGACAUCCGGGUAUCGGCCGGACGGUGCAUUGCCUCAGCACUAAAUACUGGUGGCCCACUUUGGCAAGGGAUGUGAGGGUUUAUGUCUCCUCCUGCUCGGUGUGUGCCCAGUGUAAGGCGCCCCGACAUCUGCCCAGGGGUAAGUUACAACCCCUGCCCGUUCCACAACGACCAUGGUCCCACCUCUCGGUGGAUUUUGUGACAGACCUUCCCCUCUCUCAGGGGAAUACCACCAUCCUGGUCGUUGUGGACCGGUUCUCUAAGGCCUGUCGUCUUCUCCCUAUGGCGGGUCUUCCUACUGCCCUACAGACCGCUGAGGCCCUAUUUACCCAUGUCUUCCGGCAUUACGGGGUACCCGAGGAUAUAGUGUCUGAUCGAGGUCCCCAGUUUACCUCUCGUGUUUGGAGAGCGUUCAUGGAGCGUUUGGGGGUCUCGGUUAGCCUUACCUCAGGGUACCACCCGGAGAGUAACGGGCAGGUAGAACGUGUCAACCAGGAUGUGGGUAGGUUUCUGAGGUCGUAUUGCCAGGACCGGCCGGAGGAGUGGGCACGGUACAUUCCCUGGGCCGAGAUGGCCCAGAACUCUCUCCGCCACUCCUCUACUAACCAAACCCCCUUCCAAUGUGUGUUAGGGUACCAGCCGGUUCUGGCACCUUGGCAGCAGAGCCAGAUCGAGGCCCCUGCGGUGGAUGAUUGGAUGAGGCGCUCGGAAGAGACGUGGAACGCUGCCCACGUCCACCUGCAGCGGGCCGUCCUUCGUCACAAGGCGAGCGCCGAUCUCCACCGCAGUGAGGGGCCGGUGUACGCACCCGGAGAUCGAGUCUGGCUCUCUACCAGAAACCUACCCCUCCGCCUGCCCUGCCGGAAGCUGGGUCGGCGGUUUGUGGGGCCCUUUAAAGUCCUGAGAAGAUUGAACGAGGUAUGUUAUAGAUUACAUCUACCUGUUGAGUAUAGGAAUAUUAACCCCUCGUUCCAUGUGUCUCUUCUCAGGCCGGUGGUAGCUGGUCCACUCCAGGACAAUGAGAUAGGGGAGACUCCUCCGCCCCCACUGGACAUCGAGGGGGCUCCGGCGUACACCGUUCGGUCCAUCUUGGACUCUAGACGCCGGAUGGGGGGUCUUCAGUAUCUCGUGGAGUGGGAGGGGUACGGCCCGGAGGGACAUCCUAGACCCAUCUCUCCUGUCGGAGUUCCACCGGGACCAUCCCGCGCGCCCUGCUCCGCGUCCUCCUGGUCGUCCCCGAGGCCGGGGUCGGCGCACGGCUGGAGCCGCGCGUCAAGGGGGGGGGGGGGUACUGUCACGGUUUCGGCCGAGGCUGCUCCUCCUCCUGGUUCGGGCAGGCUUCGGCGGUCGUCGUCCCCGGAGUACUAGCUGCCACCGAUCUAUGUUUCAUGUUCGAUUGGUUUUGUCUGGAUGUUGUACACCUGUGUCUUGUUAGUCCUCGUUAGUGCCCUAUUUAGUUCUCGUUGUGUGUGCUUGUCGUUGUGUGUGAUUGUACUACUGUUUCGUGUUUUGGAGCUACAUUUUCCCUCCAGUGUUUGAGAGGGUUGUUUGCACAUGUUUGUGCGUCAUUCGUUUUGUCGCCUGUGUGCGUCGUGCAUUUUGCCUUCGGGCUUAUUUUGCUUCGGUUGGAUAUAUAUUUAUUGCACUAAAGCCUUUGGACUGAGCCUCUGUGUCCUGCGCAUGAUUCCUACACCACACCCACCUUCAGCACGCCUUGACAGGAACGACUGUUGAAUGGAAAUGUCUGUUCCAGUAAUUCUAGUUCUAUGGUAACAGCUGCCUAUACGGUGAGGCCGUUGUAGUAAUUGUGUUUCUAUGGUAACAGCUACCUGUAUGGUGAGGCCGUUGUAGUAAUUGUGUUUCUAUGGUAACAGCUACCUGUAAGGUGAGGUCGUUGUAGUAAUUGUGUUUCUAUGGUAACAGAUACUUGUAUGGUGAAGAUGUCCAGGGAACGGCCUACGUGGUGUUUGGGGUAGAGGUGAACAAGGAGAAGAGGAGGUUACCGUCGGUAAAGCAGGUCACCAAUGUGAGUACUAAUAGUACACUACAUUUUGAAAUGCUAGACCCUUUCCCCAACUAAAAGUCAUACACACCUCACACAGGAAGAUCAAUUCAGCGUAAAGUGUAAACAUACAACAACUUCCAUUUUCCUUCCUUCAUUUCAGCUGCAGCAAGGCACCGCUACAUUGACCAUGGCGGAGAUCAGGAAGGCCUACCCCGACCUCAGGUCCCUGGUUGGAAACUCUAUAUACGUCAAGGCCUCAGUGCUGACCAAAUCAGGUAAGGUCAAUAAAGUUUUAUUGAAAUGAUUAAAAUCGAGAUGGAUUAAAUUACAAUGGACCUUUGAAUGAAAAAGGUCAGAUACAGGCUAUCCAAAACCUGAUGACUCACGUUAGCUCCCCAAGCUAAUGCCUAGACUUUGACUCAGCGGGCUAACACAGUCUUAUAUCUUUCUACUCCUCUAUAGGCAGUGACCUGGUAGAGGCAGAGAAGUCUGGUAUUAAGAUAGUGGAGUCCCCUUACGUCCUCUCCUUCAUAGACACACCAAAGUACUACAAGCCUGGCAUGCCCUUUGACGUCAUGGUAACGUCACAACAUCAAGGCCUUAUAGACACUAAGGAUCAACCUUAUUUCAAUUAAUUAUAAGUCGUUGGAGAUAAGAGCCAUAGCGAUGCAAUAUAAAAAUAGAAUUCUGUGAUAAGAACAUCUCCUUAAUAAGUAAAGUUCAAAAUCUAAAGCAUUUACUGCUUUAAUCUGGUUCAGAUCCAGGUAUAAAGUGUUUAUAUCUCUAACAGGUUCUUCUAACGAGCCUCGUUCUACCAUCCUGAUCUCACAUGCUUACAUUCUGUUAAAAGAAAUGAGAGCACAGCGGUCAGGAUGGUGGAUCAGGUUACGUUCUAACGUGUUCUAACGGGGUUCUUCAGAUCCAGGUGAGUUUCCAGGAUGGUUCCCCGGCCAGUAACGUCCCGGUCCAGGUGAGCCUCCUGCCCAACCCCGUCACCAGCCACCCUGGCACUAUCAGGACCUCCAUCAACAUGCCCACUGAGCUAGGCCCUCAGAUCAUCACUGUGAGUACCGCUAACAGGGCUUAUAACCAGCUAUAACCUGCUAUAACCACCCUCACUAGAGCUAAUGGUGCUUAUAACCAGCUAUAACCUGCUAUAACCACCCUCACUAGAGCUAAUGAUGCUUGUAACCAGCUAUAAGUGCUUAUAACCAGUUAUAAUAACAUGCUUACUGAGCUGCGCCCGCAGACCAUCACAGUAAGCACCCCUAACAGGGCUUAUAACCAGCUAUAACCUGCUAUAACCUUCUAUAAUCACCCUCAGUAGAGCUAAUGGUGCUUAUAACCAGGUAUAACCAGAUAUAACCACCCUCAGUAGUGCCCUAAGCAGUUAUAACAACUAUUGGUUCUUAGUGUUCAUAAGCAAAAACUUUUCAUAGUGCACGUCCUCUGUAGCUCAAUUGGUAGAGCAUGGCGCGUGUAACGCCAGGGUAGUGGGUUCGAUCCCCGGGACCACCCAUACGUAAAAAUGUGUGCACACAUGACUGUAAGUCGCUUUGGAUAAAAGCGUCUGCUAAAUAUUAUAUUUUUUAUUUAUUUUAUGUGUCUGUAAAUCCUAAAUACAGGCUGAGACCAAACAGGCGGGUCUACAGCCAGAGCAGCAGGCCAGACAGCAGAUUACCCUUCACCCCUACACACCCUUUGACCAGCAGAGACAGAACUACCUGUAUAUCUCCACUGGGACCACCACAGCCUCUCUGGGGCAGAGCCUUGGCCUCAGUCUACACAUCAACACUGCCGACAAGGCCCACAGGGAACUCAUCACUCACCUCACUUACCUGGUGAGUGGAUUUAGUACUGGAGAAUAGAAUAAAAAUGAAUUGAAUAGCUGGUGAGUGCUAACUGAAAUGGGCCAGAUUUUUUACAAUCCAAAAUCAAGUAUUUUCAAGAUACCCCUGUAUAUUUAUAUUUUCUACCAUGUGGUGGUACCGUAUAUAGCUUAGACAUUUACAUAGUUGUAGCUCUGUCUUCAAAAUGUACCUUUGUCUGUCACCAAGUGUCUCAAACUCCUCCUACAGGUGUUGAACAAGGGCAAGAUCAUUGUUGCCAAGAGAUUAGAGGUCGGAGGUCAGGAUGUGACCAACGUUCUGUUGACCGUUACCACGGAGAUGAUGCCCUCAUUCCGCGUUGUGGCGUUCUACAUGCUGCCGUGGGCGGGGGGGUCGGAGGUGGUGGCUGACUCUGUGUGGGUGGAUGUGGAGGAUGCCUGUGUUGGGGCGGUGAGUGGACUGGACAACCCAGGAUAUGUUUAAUGUUACUUCCUUCUUUGAUACCUUCCCUCCUCCUUUGACAUAAUCACUGAUUAGUGUUGAUUGUACAGACGAAAGCAAAGUCUGUCAUGUUUGGACAAAGUCAUAUUUUCUUUCCCCUCUCUCCUAUAUCCUUCAGUACAGUUGGUAUGGAAGGACCUGAUUGGUUACGUCAUGGUGAUGACAGACCUAUGUCGUGUUAGAUGAACUAAUCCAAAACAAACCCCCCUCUCCCCCCAGCUGGCUCCAGGCCCCCAGAGUACUACCACCCAGGGAAAGGGUUCAACUACCCGCUUCUCAUGUUGUACCACUAUCUUUCCCCCUCCAUCUCCCCCCAGUUGAGUGUUGGUCCAGCUGGCUCCAGGCCCCCAGAGUACCACCCAGGGAAAGGGUUCAACUUCCAGGUGAGAGGAGACCCAGGAGCCAUGAUCAGUCUGGUGGUGGUGGACAACGCUGUGUUCCUGCUCAACAGACAGAGGCUCACACAGAGGAAGGUGAGGGAGACUGUGUGUGUCUGUAGAAAUCAAUAGACAGACACAGAGAGGACACAGAGAGGACACAGAGAGCCGAACAAUCAAUCAUCUGAAGUUGCCGUCAGGAUAACACACCUCUGACUCCUCUGUGCCCCCGUCAGGUCUGGCAGGUGGUGGAGGGGGGGGACAUGGGCUGUACCCACGGUGGGGGCAGCAACAGCAUGGGGGUCUUCACUGACGCUGGACUGCUGUUUUACUCCAACACUGGUGGAGCCACCUCUUCUAGACAAGGUAGCACAGACACACACACAUAUGUACGCACACACAUACGUACGCACAUAUGCAGACACACAGGAAGAGCCACCUUCUACAGACAAGGUAAAGGACCAUACCUUACCGCUGAUACAGCAUCAGAUGUGUUUUCUUCCCUCUAAUGGCUAAUAUGAGGAAAGAGGGUAAACAUCAGUCCUCUAAUGGUUAAUAUGAGGAAAGAGGGUAAACAUCAGUCCUCUAAUGGUUAAUAUGAGGAAAGAGGGUAACAUCAGUCCUCUAAUGGUUAAUAUGAGGAAAGAGGGUAACAUCAGUCUUCUAAUGGUUAAUAUGAGGAAAGAGCGUAACAUCAGUCUUCUAAUGGUUAAUAUGAGAAAAGAGGGUAACAUCAGUCCUCUACUGCAGGCAUCCAAAGGCCGUGUUUGCAAUGUUCUGUUUCCUGUGAGCUAGCAGGGAAGAUUAGUAAAAGCAACAAAUUCCCGAGUUGCCCAAUCAUGAGUUUGAGGAAGACAGACCAGUGGGCUUGUAUAGACAUCUGUGUUUCUUGGUUUGUAGAACACUUUCAUUUCGUUGUUUGCCAUUCCUGUGUUUUCCUCCCUCCCUCCCUCCCUCCCUCCAUCCCUCCCUCCCAUCUCCUCUGCAGGCAUGCAGUGCCCAGGGAGGUCCAGAAGGAGGCGCUCUGCUGAGAUGUUGCAACGCAGAACUGAACUGGGUCAGUGACAGAAAAAGUUAUAUGUAAAUUAAGUUUUAUAUGUUGAUGUAUGGGUGGAUGGAUGGAAUGAUUGAUUGAUUGAUUAGUUGGUUGAAAUGAUAUUUGAUUGAUUGAUUGGGGGGACUGAUUUAUUGAUGGAUAGGUGGCUUGGUUGAUGGUUCUGAGCUCCCUCUCUUCCCCUCUCCCUACAGAGAACCACUACAGAGAGAAGCUGCUGCGUCAGUGUUGUAAGGACGGCCUGAGAGAGAUCCCCAUGCCUUACUCCUGUACACGACGCUCCCUCUACAUCACUGAGGGAUGGGAGUGCAUCAAGGCCUUCAGGUACUGAGUUGAGUUGAGUUGAGCAGAGUUUAAUUGAGCAGAGUUUAAUUGAGCAGAGUUUAAUUGAGCAGAGUUGAAUUGAGCUGAGUUGAUUUGAGCUGAAGUGAAGUGCACUGAACUGAACUGUUUGGCACUUUCAGGUACUGCUGCUCAAAGUACAGGGGAGAGGAGUUCGACACCAGACUACCUCCUACCACCCCUCUACCCCCUACCACCACAGCUCGACCCAUGCCAACUCUGAACAGACACAUUUUUCCUGGGCUACAUUCCGAAGUAUACUUUUCAAAAGGUAACAGUGAUGAUGAUGGACUAGCUGGUUAAUAAAUUGUUAGGUGUUUGCGGCAGCAGUGUUGUAGUACUCGAAUCCAGUCUCGAGAUACAUAUUGAGGGUAUCGGUCUUGUCUCGGUGUCAGAUACACUUUUACUCAGUCUUGAAUCGUUCUCGAAACAAUGAGGAUUCAUAAUUUCUUCCCGAGACCAGCCCAAACCAGCAGAGUAAAAAACUCAUAAUUGUCAGCUUCCAUUCAGUCAGCGGUAGUGAUGGGAAGUUCGACUCUUUUUACUGACUCUGAUCUUUUCGACUCAUUCAGGCAAAAAGAACAAAUCUUUCAACUAAUUUCGUUCAUUUGAGUCACUAAUAGAGUCUCACAUUGAAGGUGCCAGAAUACCCAUAAAACCUAGCUGUCAAACAGGGAAAUGGUUCCAAUCAUUUUUCCACCAUUCAUUUUUCCCAUAGGGGAUUUUAGAAACACUUAAAAUAAGGGCUUUGUUUUGUGUAUGCUUACCCUGGCAUGAAGUUUUGAUAACAAUGUAAAUCUCUCUUGGACAAGGUGACUUUUAUCAAUUUAUUCGGCUCUAUUUACUGUCAGAUUCGAAAAAGCUAAUUAGCAUCAAAGUAGACAUCAUGCAAGACUACAAAUUGCUGCAAGUCAUUUCUAACAUUGUCAAUUUAUGAAUUACUACAUUUAGCUAACAUUAGAUAGUUAAUCCAGAGAUUCAUACCUUUGCCUAUAUUCGUCAGUCUUGUCCAGAUCAUCAUGUCAUUUGUAGUUCUUUAUGAUAGCCACAUUAGUUUCAUCUAGUCGGCUUGGGGAUUCAAACAGGUGACCUUUUGGUUAAUGGCCCAACAGUCUUAACCACUAGGCUGCCUGCCACGCUAUGUCGUUCAACAAAGGGGGCUUAUUGGAGCUGACAUUUGUGACAGACUUGUAAACGUGUGCUUUAAACAAUGUACAUUUGUUGAUUGCUAGGCAUACAAAUGAGAUUAUUUCUUAAUACAUUUGAAACGAGGUCUAGUUGUGGCCGUAACCAGACUAGAUUGUGAACGACUCUUGGUGGAAUGCGUUGCUUGACUGCCGUGAGGGUGAUAAGCACAGCCGUUUGCGAACUGCAGCCCCCCAAAAGAUUAGUUCUUGAGGUCGAGUUUGUUGAGCAGAGGCUGUGUAUGUUAUGGUUCUACAAAGCUGUGUCCAUCAUAAUAUUCAAUAAUCAAUUCAUUGCAGUCAUUCUUGCACCAUGCGAUUCAUUAUCAGCUCUAUUUUUCUUCUCUAUGCUCAUUAUCUAUUUUUCCUGCGUUCAUAUGACAGACAGUUGGUGGUCGAUGCACGUCUCUGGAGCCGCUGAGCCGGAAGUGUGUGUAUUAACCCUGCUGUAGGACUCAUAGCAGCCAGAAUUAGAUGUUCAAACAAACUGCUAAAAUUAACGAGUCGCUCAGAAAAACUAAUCAUGACUCUCGAGUCAGUCAAAAGAGACGUUCAAAAAUAAUGAAUUGUUUGCAAACUGCACAUCACUAGUCAGCACAUAUAACUGCUUCGCCAAAUAUCCACACUCCUUUCAUGACACAUGAAUAUCUUAUCACCUAUUAAAACCUGGGCUUCCUACUUUAUUCAUUACUCUCCUUUACUUUCAUUGAAAAAUAUCCUCAAACUUUGUAGUGCUCAGCAUAAUUUCCUUGAUUCGCUGGUAGGGAAUAGUGUGGGAAAUUGCUUGAAAGUUGUAUGCUCACUAUUAGUAAGGGGAGACUGGGGGAAGUUUGUCUUUUUAUAGACCUGUUUGGGUUAGUGAUAACUUUUGCCCUCAGCAUGCAUUUUUUCACCAUUCUGAAUGUCUAAAGAAUCCAUAUGUUAUUCCAAAAUAUGGAAAUGUUUAACUUAUUAUUGUGGUGAUCAAAAAAUUAUAAUAAUUGUCUUGAAUUAGGUUUGCAUUUUGAAUCGGUGUCGCUUUAGGUGGUCUCGAACACAAUACUGCAGGUCUUGUUAAUUAAGUCGAGUCUGUCAAGUCUAAUUUAAUUUAAUUCUAACUUCUAUCCAGAUCGAACUUCUGUCCAAGUAUGUUACAGCAGACAACUGAGCUCAAAAUGAUUGAUUUCUCAAUUAAUCCAUCAAUCAAUCGAUUGAUCCUUCUAUCCAUCCAUCAAACAGACCAAGUUUAAACAUAUUUUUUGUUUUGCAUCAGGUGAAAGGUUGUUGAUGCAUUCUGUACCGAGAUUGGCAUCCCCAGUGGAAGAAGAGAGACAGUCUUUUGUUGAGGAGGAGGAAGAGGAGGAUGACUUUAUGGAGGAGGGUAAGGUGACAGUGAGGUCUAAGUUCUACGAGUCAUGGCUGUGGAGAGAUCUGAUGCUGCCCAGUGUGCCUGAGGACAGUAGAGACGGGUGAGUACCUCUGACUGUCCUCUCUCCCCCUCAUAUGAAGGGCCAGCAGUUUCCCUGCUCAUAGGCUGACUUGAUUUGAUUUGAUUUGGUUUGAAACUGUGCCAAAGUGCUGAACUGUGCAUACUACAGGCUACUUCCUAUGAGUAGGGCCAGGAGUUUUUCCUAACCACAUGACCUGUCCAGGGAAAACUCUUUCUAUAAGGGGUUGACCAUUUUUGUGAUCCCAAUCAAAAGGGGAAUAGGCCAAGCUACACCCCUCUCACACUUAAAGGGAUACUGCAAGGUUCUGGCAAUUAAGCUAGUGUAGCUGUAGACUUCCAAGUCAUUGCGCUAACGCUAGUUAGCAUUGGCUCGCGAAACUACCUCUAACUUCCUUCAUACUGCACAUAGAGACACAGAAAUGGUAUCCACGAGUUCAUCUGACUCUGGGGAAGUAGAAAACGGCUAAUUGCCAGAAUCUCGCAGUAUCCAUUUGAAGUUAAACUACCUGCUCUGUAAAUCCCCAGAGUUGCACCACAGUGGACUGUGGACUUCCCCCCCAAAAAAUAAACACUGUUGCGCCAUCGUGUUCUAUCCCAGGGAUAUUUGUGCGUGUGCAUGUCACUGUUAGCAUUGUAUUAGGCAACGGCAUCAAUCAAUCCACCAGACUCAGUCUUUCUCAAUAUUUAUCUUCAAGCUAAUGUUUUACUGUGCUCAUGUAACGAGCUUAGCUUACAAGAGGUCAACUAAAUGGACUUCAUUUGUUUGAGUUUGUUCCUUACAGGUUGGCAUCGCUGGCUGUGGAGUCCGUCUUCCCAGACACUAUCACCCAGUGGGGGGUACUAGCCAUCAGCUCCUCACCUGUCACAGGUAGACCUUUCCCCCUUCCCUUCCCCUGGGUUAGCCAUCGACCCAGUUCCUAAGUGCUACGCCCUAUGCACUUGUUGGCAAGGUGGAACACCUAUCAGAGGGCAAGGUGGAACUGUUACCAAUCACUAACACCUGUCAAAUCCAAUCAGAUCACCAAAGGUGCGUAGGGUUUAGGAUUUAAGGGGUCCAUUUGGGAUUGGGCCUAAAUCUCAGUGCUCUAAAAUGGCUUCCUCUCACUGUACCCAUAUUCAGUCAUUUCCCAGGAGGAUUCCAAGUAGUAUGCUAGUGGGGAUAUUGGUACGAUAUUAGGAAUACAAAACAUUGCUGAACAAUUCUAGCAUUCUAACUAAGGCAUAAUGUGCUCAACCACCUGUUGUUGUUGUUUGUUUAUUUAAAUCAUUUUGUUGUUUGUUUGUUUUUAUUCCAGGUUUCUGCGUAGCCGAGCCGUGGAACGUGCGUGCGUGGAAGCAUUUCUUUGUGGACCUGAAGCUGCCGUACUCAGUGGCGAGGAACGAACACGUGGAGAUCAAAGCUGUGCUCCAUAACUAUGGCGACGAGGACAUGGAGGCAAGCUCACCUCUGACGUCUCACCCAUGACCUUUAACUAAUCCUCAAGCCUUACCUUAACCAUCAGGCUGAUGAAUUGAGGCAACCUCUAUCUACCUACUACUCCCACCGUCUAGCUCCCCUCUGAUCCCUUCCUGUCAGCCAUUUUGUAUCUCAACCCUCCUAACCCUCCCAUUACUGUCAGCCAUUUUGUGUCUUGAACGUCCCCGUUUCCUCCUCUUCUCAGCUUCCCUAGGUUACAGUGGUGCUACUGAAGACGGAGGACAUGUGCUGUGUGGCAUUCAAUGAUAAACCCACCCAGUUCUGCUCACUUCCUCUCAGCCAUUUUGUGUCUUGACCAUCUCCAUGUCCUCCUCCUCUACUCAACCCAGGUUAAGGUGGUGCUACUGAAGACAGAGGACAUGUGCAGUGUGGCGUUCAAUGAGAAACACACCCAGGAGGUGAAGUUGAAGGGCAGCUCGUCCCUGGUGGUUCCCUACACCAUCAUACCGCUCAAGGCCGGAGAGAUGAUCCUGGAGGUCCUCGCCAUGGCCAGAGGGUUUGUGGGUAGCGACGGGGUCAAGAAGACGCUACGCGUGGUGGUGGGUGACUAUUUCAGAUGUUAGUUACUUCAGAGUAUGGUCUAACAUGUCACAGAGUUUGCUUCAUAAAAACAUAUAUAUAUAUAUAUUAAAAAAGUAUUUAUAAUUGGUCAAAUAAAUAAUAAUACAAAAUAUUUAAAGAAAGGUUCAAUAAAUAACACAAAUAUAUAUUGCAACUGUGAAUCAGUUUCCUUACCUGAGAUAUGAGGACUGGUUUCUCUAACCUGUUUUCAAAACCCUCUAACAGGUGGAAGGAGUUCAGAAGACUAAAGUGCAGAGUUUUGUAUUGAACCCCUCUGCCAAGGGAGGGAACGGUGAGUAGAGCGAAGACAUUCCCAAUCUCUAACCCUAAUGCUUACCAUUUCCAUGUCCCCUUUCCAAACAAUCUGUACUAAGCCCUCUUACUAUGUUUUCCCCCAGAUGGGAGGCAGGUGGUGGAGGUUGACAAAGUGGAGCUGGGCUCCCUGGUUCCAAACUCUCUACCAGAGACAUUCAUCAACAUCAGGGGUAGGCCUAACUGAGAAACAAGCUUUAAGUUAUUAGACAGAACUGAUGGCUGGCUGGUGCCUCCAAACCUUUGGGUUGGUUAUGGGCAUUGUGAAGCCAAAGCAACUGUGUGGACAAUAACCUAAUCUAUUCCAUUCCUUCCAUUCUAUUCUGCUCGCUCCUCUCCCCUACUCUACUCUACUCUACUCCUCCCACCAGGUAACUUGUUGGCUGACACCAUAGACAACAGUAUCAGCGGUGACUCUCUGGCCUCUUUGAUCCGUAUGCCUGGUGGCUGUGUGGAACAGAACCUAGCCAGCAUCACCCUGCCUCUUAUAGCCACUGUCUACCUGGACCGCUCCAACGACUGGGAGACUGUAGGGGUGCAACGCAGGGUGGAGGCCAUCAACUACAUCCAGAAAGGCUACCAGAAGCAGCUGGUGUAUAAGAAGAAAGACGACUCUUACCCCCCCUACAGGAAUGAAGGCACAAGCACAUGGUAUUGUUCAAAUACAUAGAAUAAGAAGAAUGUGUAUCAUGUAUUCAAUCACAGAGUAAUCUAAAUAGUACAAUGGAUUGUAUUUGUAACCCUCACACCCUCUCUCUCUACCUCCCCCCUUUUAUCUAUUUUUACGUCCCCCCCCCCCCCCCAUAGGAUCACAGCGUAUGUAGUGAAGGUGUUCUCUAUGGCUCGUCGGCUGGCAGGAGUGAGUGAACAGGAUGUGUGUGGUCCUCUCCUCUACCUGCUCAACAACAAACAGCGGAUCACUGGAGCUUUCAGAGAGGACAACCCUGUCUACACUACUACUAUGACCGUAAGAGAGAGACACACACACACACACACACACACACACACACUGGUCUGGGACUGAACUCUUCUAACAGCUUCUAAACAGGUCUCUCUCUCUUCUCCAGGGUGGUGUACAGGGUACAGAGUCUCAGUCCACUCUGACAGCCUUUGUCCUUAUAGCCAUGACUGAAGCCACCAAGGAUACAGAACUCAACUGCAAUGGAGCUGACCAAACCAUCAAGGUAAACCGGUCACAGAACCGGCAGAAACGGUUAUAUUGGGACGGGAUGUUGUAUUGGGACGGGAGAUGAAGUAAGUUAGUAAUUGGUGAGUCGGAUGCCUUUUUACCUGAUUCCCCCGGUGAAUCUUGGAUUUCGUUGGCCGACCUGUUAUCACGCUGCGUUUGCGUGCACCAUGGCUGACCAUUAAUCGAACCAGUGUAAAUUGCAUGUCGGUGUUGUACUGGCUUUCGUACUGACUCUUUUGUAUUAAAAUUCAGGUUUAUUCCUUAUUCUGUUGAUUGGCGCACUGAUUGCCUUGGUGCGGGACAGCUUAUUGGCUGAGACUCUGUAGAGUGACUUAAUAUAAUAAUAUAAUAUAAUAUGCCAUUUAGCAGACGCUUUUAUCCAAAGCGACUUAGUCAUGUGUGCAUACAUUUUUACAUAUGGGUGUUCCCUUCACUGUGCCAUUACUAGAUAUGUUUAUUUAUUUACUUAUUUUUAACUGUUAGUUUGUUUUGCCAAAAUCUCAUUUGUUGUGUCAGGUUAAGGUUUAUUUUAUUUUCAAAUAUCAGUUUUACUUCUGCUCAUAUAACAAUGGAGUUAAUAACAGCCCACUAAAGGAUGGACAUUGAAGUUGUAUUCUAUUGUAUUCUACUAGAAUGGGAUCCAGAAAGCUGCCAACUAUCUGAGGAGCAUGUAUGGUAGUCUGAAGAGGCCCUACUCUCUGGCCAUCUCUGCCUACGCUCUGUCUCUGGUUGACAGGACUCUUUCACUGUUCUUAAAAACCCUGCUACUCAAAGCUGCCUCUCCAGGUAGGGAAAUGUCUGUCUGUCUCUGUUUCUAGCUCUCUGUGUUUCUGUCUGUCUCUUUUUUUCUCUCUCUCUCUCUCUCCCCCUCUCUCUUUUCUGUUGUGCUUCACUGUUAUUCUCUCCCCCUCUCCCCCCUCCUUCCUCCCUCCCUCCCUCCCCUCCUCCAGACGGUACCCAUUGGCCAGACACUGAGAACCGCCUCUUCACUCUGGAGGCGACGGGCUACGCCCUGCUAGCCCUGGUGAAGAGUAGUCACAUGACUGAAGCCGCCGCACCCUUCGAGUGGCUCAACGAACAGCGCCGCAGGGGCGGGGGCUACGGAUCCACACAGGUACUGAGGGACAUCACUGGAAACAAGUAUUGCAUGAUGUUAGUGAGCUGAGUUUAUGUCAACGGUGUUAUUGCAGGUUGUCACUAGCCAAUCCAGUUUGUUGCCCUCCGACAUUUUGAUCUCCACACUAUCUAGUACACAUUUUAUAAUCAUCUCUCUGCUUCCUGUCUCUCUUCCCUCUCCUCUCCUCCCUCUCUCCCUCUCCCCUCUCUCUCUCUCUCUCUCUCUCUCUCUCUCUCUCUCUCUCUCUCUCUCUCUCUCUCUCUCUCUCUCUCUCUCUCUCUCUCUCUCUCUCUCUCUCUCUCCCCCCCCCCCCCCCCAGCCCACCAUGGUAGUUCUGCAGGGUCUGUCUGAGUACCUGAUAAAGAAACCUCCUCCCAAUGACCUGAGUCUCCAGGUGGACCUGAGCAUCCAGGGCCGCAGGGACCAGCGCUUCCACUUCGACCCCAGGACCUCCUACGUGGCACGCUCCUCCAGGGUAGGAGGGAUGAUGUUCUCUGUUCCUCUCCCUCUCUUUCACCAUUUCUUCUCUCCCAGCCUACCUGUAUCUUAUGUAAAAUAUGUGGCCUAGGUUUAGUAACCAUGAUGUAUCAUGUUCCUCUUUCACCAUCUCUUCUCUUCUGUGGGGUUUUCACUCAGGCUCCUAUAGACCAGGGAUUCAAAGUGGAGGCCAAAGGGAAGGGACAAGGUAUACUAGAGGUAUGACCACAAAACAUGUCUAUGGCCAUUAAUCAAUGCAUGAUAGCAAAGCUUGUCCAUGACAAUUUUGUCAUAUUAAUGUAUGAUGUCAUAUUUGUUUGUUGUCGUCACUUCCUGGUCUAAUGACCUUUGACCUAGGUGGUGACCUACUACAACGAGCUCCCUGAGGUGCAUGAGAAGAGCAGCUGCAAGAACUUUGAUUUGGACGUGACCAUCGCAGAAUCUAGUGGUAGGUUAAUCCAGCUCUCAAUCUCAAUUUUUAUCUUAAUCUUAAUCUCAAUCCAGUCUCAAAUCUUAAUCUCAGUCUCAAUCUCAAUCUUAUUCUCAAUCUCAAUGGUUGUCUGGCAUGUUUUUUAAUGUGUUUUUAACCCCGCUUACAGAAAAGCCUCCACCAGAUGCAGAGAAGUCCUACAGGAUCACUAUUAAUGUCAGGUGAGAGAUUAUACAGUAUGUUGAAUAUCUUGGCUACCUGGCUGUCUUUCUUUUCAUAUUCGUUCAGUUGUGAAUUUCCUCUCUCCGUUGGCCCCCUCUCCGAAACACACUAGGGGACUUACUGUUAUUGGAUAACAAUUGAGAGUCUCAUAAUUUUAGGAAAUGUACUUUUUGAUUCUAUUUUCCUUUUCAUUCAAGUACUAUUCUCUCUUUCCAAUCCCCAGGGCGCUGGGACCAAGGGAGGUCAGGAUGGUUGUUCUGGACAUCAGUCUACCCACUGGAUUUGUCCCAGAGAAUGAAGAUCUGGAGAUGGUACAGUUCCAGUCCAACUACUGCCAUACUGGAACCUACGUUAAAGGGAUAGUUCACCCUAAUUACAAAGUUACACCUUGGUUUCCUUACCCUGGAAGCAGUCUAUGGAUAAGGUAUGACAGCAAUCCAUGUUUUGGUUUGAUUUCCCUGGCACUGUUUCCAAAUGCUAACGUUUUAGCAUGUGCAGCACCAAUCCCAAGUCAUGGGAACUAUAUAUUUUUAUUUUUUAGCUCAACAAAGUCACUUACAGAUGAUUUUAAACAUGAUGCCCAAAAAUGCUAAUAUCAGACCCAUUACUUAAAAAAAUAUGUUUUACCUUUAUUUAAGUAGGCAAGUCAGUUAAGAACAAAUUCUUAUUACACCGGCCAAACCCGGACGACGCUGGGCCAAUUGUGCGCCGCCCUAUGGGACUCCCAAUCACAGCCGGUUGUGAUACAGCCUGGAAUGACGCCUCAAGCACUGAGAUGCAGUGCCUUAGACCGCUGCUCCACUCGGGAGCCCAGUGGCGCAAUUUAAUGAGAUUUGCGCCACAAAUGCUAAAUGCUAAAGGGGAUUUGUGCCACAAAUGCAUUUGGAAACAGUUCUAGGGAAACUAAACCAAAGCAUGGAUUACUGUCAUACCUUGUCCAUAGACUGCUUACAGGGUAAGGAAACCAAAAUGUAAUUUAACUAUCCCUUUAAUCCACUUGUAAUGUUAUUCUGUCUCCACUAGAUGGCUCUCUAAUUGCAUGUCUGGUCUCUGACACAAUGUCCAACUUGAUUUCAACUGUGUGUUUAAGUGUAGCUUAUUGAAAAUGUUUGUUUGUUUUUGUGAUUGUUUGUUUGUUUGCCUCCAGCUGACCAACUCAGUGGACCGUUACAUCAACAACUUCCAGAUAGUGGACAACCUGAGUGACAGAGGCUCCCUCAUCAUCCACCUCUUCAAGGUACCAGAACAGAUCUAGGAUCAGCUUAUCCUCCCCUAAAUCCUAACUUGAACCAUUAGGUGGGAUCUUAGAUCAGUGUCAAGGGGUAACUUCCUUCCUGUUCAAGGUACUGGAACCAUAGCAAUAGAAUCUCAUUCUAUUUCUAUGACCUGAACUUAGAGAGACAAGCGUUGCCAUGUCAAUCCUAGAAGUUGACUGGUCAUCAUUCUUUCACUCUGUCUGGGUAGAGGUUGUCUGUGGCCUGUAGGCACAUAUCUAGGAUCAGCUUUACCUCCCCAAAUCUUAAAGGUGAAAGGCAAACUAUUAACUCAAAACUGGCCUUAGAUCAGUGUCCGGAGGAAGCUUCAUUGUACUCUCCUGUGGUCUACCUGUGCUACCAGGUGUCCAACAAGGAGACUGAGACCAUCAUCUUCCGACUGCAGCAGACAUUCAAAGUGGGACUCCUCCAGCCUUCAGCUGUCACUGUCUACGAGUACUACAACCCAGGUGUACGGUCACUGUCUACGAGUACAACAAACCCAGGUAAUCUGUGUCCCUGCUGAGUUAUAACAACCAGGUAGAUAAUGUCACUGUCUACGAGUACUAAAACAUCACACCGCAGACUUCAAUGACUCCUCACCUACUGUCUGUCUACGAGUACUACAACCCAGGUAGAUACUGUCACUGUCUACGAGUACUACAACCCAGGUAGAUACUGUCACUGUCUGAGUACUACAACUCAGGGAGAUACUGUCACUGUCUGAGUACUACAACCCAGGUAGAUACUGUCACUGUCUACGAGUACUACAACCCAGGUAGAUACUGUCUACGAGUACUACAACCCAGGUAGAUACUGUCACUGUCUACGAGUACUACAACCCAGGUAGAUACUGUCACUGUCUAUGAGUACUACAACCCAGGUAGAUACUGUCACUGUCUAUGAGUACUACAACCCAGGUAGAUACUGUCACUGUCUGAGUACUACAACCCAGGUAGAUACUGUCACUGUCUGAGUACUACAACCCAGGUAGAUACUGUCACUGUCUGAGUACUACAACUCAGGUAAAUACUGUCACUGUCUACGAGUACUGCAACCCAGGUAGAUACUGUCACUGUCUAUGAGUACUACAACCCAGGUAGGACUAUGGACGCAGACAAGGUUUGUUUUGUAGAUUAGACUGACUAGAUUAAAAUAAAAUGUUAUUUGCCACAUGCGCCGAAUACAACAGGUGUAGACCUUACAGUGAAAUGCUUACUUACAAGCCCUUAACCAACAAUGCAGUUUUAAGAAAAUAAAAAAAGUGUUAAGCAAAAAAUAGAUAAGUAAAAAAUAAAAAUAGCAAAUAAUUAAAGAGCAGCAGUAAAAUAAAAUAACAGUAGGGAAGCUAUAUACAGGGGGUACCGGUACAGAGUCAAUGUGCGGGGGCACCGGUUAGCCGAGGUAAUUGAGGCAAUAUGUAAAUGUGGGUAGAGUUAAAGUGACUGUGCAAAUAGUCCGGGUAGCCAUGAUUAGCUGUUCAGGAGUCUUAUGGCUUCGGGGUAGAAGCUGUUAAGCAGACGAUUACAUGUGCCCUCGAACAAUAGAAGCUAUCUUAAACAUUGGAGUCAACCUGGUGGAGAAAUGUUACCAUAGCAUGUCUCUCUCUGUCAGACCACCGCUGCAGUCGCUUCUACAGCCCCAAAGAGGACAAGGACCAACUCACACAGAUCUGCAGGAACAAUAUGUGUCGCUGUACACAGGGUGAGUGUGUGUGUGUGUGUGUGCGUGCGUGUGUGUAUCUAUAUUUGUGUGUAUGUCUGUAUCUGUGUGUAUGUGGUUAUGUGUGUGUGUGUGUGUGUGUGUGUGUGUGUGUGUGUUUAUGUAUGUGCCAUACAUGAGUGUGUGUGAUAAUGUGUCUCUCUCCUAUUAGGUGACUGCUGUGUGUCUAAGUCCCUAACCGAUCCAGUCCCCUAUGGAACACGAGAGGACCACGCCUGCAAAGGAUUAUACCACGGUACGCUAUAUCUGAUUUCACUAUAGAGUAAUAUAGACAUGUUAUAGACAUAGACAUUAUAUACAUGUUAUAGACAUUAUAGACAUGUUAUAGGUAUUGUAAAUCUGUCACACUGAGACAAUACUAUACGAUGUACAGUAAAUAGUACAGCUAUAAAUUAAUGUUGUCCGUCAGCAGUGAAAAAUCAUCUAACUCUUCAUUCUUUAAUUGUCUUUGUCAAAUUGUUCCUUGGGGACAAUCAAGUGUAUCAUGUCAUGGAUCAUAUCAUCAAUUGUUCUGAUUGAGUAGAGUGUAUUUAGCUGUUCUCUGCUGCUCCUAACUCUUCUGUCCUCCAGUGUUCAAGGCCAAGGUCCUGAGUGUCAGCCAGAGUCAAUACGACAGAUAUGAGAUGAAGAUCACACAGGUUAUAAAUAUAGGUAAGCCUCCUAUGUCAUCUAGUCUUUCUCUGUUCUCUCUACUCUCUCCUUUCCCUUAUUGUUUCUGAAUGGGAUGCUGAGUUAGUUACAUUUACAUUUUUACAUUUUAGUCAUUUAGCAGACGCUCUUAUCCAAGCGACUUACAGUAGUAUACUAUAUUAUAUGUUUUUUCUAUACUGGCCCCCGUGAUCAAACCCAACCUGGCUUGCAAACGCCAUGCUCUAUCACUGAGCUACAUCCCUCGGCAUCCCUCCCCUUGGCAUUUGCGCCUGAUCUCCCGUUCGGCUCUCACAGAGCCUGAUCGAACCAGGAUAGACCUUAGUCACGCGCCACUCAGGAGCAGCAUGGUUAACUCUGUUUCUCUUUCUCUCCCUCUCUCUGUCCAUACCUCCCUCUCUCCCCCAUCACUCCCCCCCCCCCCCCUCUCUCUUUCCAUACCUCCCUCUCUCCCCCAUCACUCCCUCCCCUUCUCUGUCCAUACCUCCCUCACUCCCCUCCCCUCCCCUCUCCUCAUACUCCCUUCUCCCCAUCACUCCUCCCCUCCCCUCUCCUCCUGUCCAUACCUCCCUCCCUCCCCAUCACUCCCUCCCUCCCCUCUCUCUCGUCCAUACCUCCCUCUCUCCCCAUCACCCCUCCCUCCUCCCCGCUCUCCCAUACUCCCUCUCUCCCACACUCCCUCCCCUCCCUCCCUCUCUGUCCCUACCUCCUCUCUCUCCACUCACUCCUUCUCCUCCCUCUCUCUGUCCAUACCCCCUCUCCCCCAUCACUCCCCCUUCCUCCCUCUCUCCUCCUCCUCUCUCCCCCUCCUUUCCACACCUCCCUCUCUCCCCAUCUCCCUCCACCCCCCCCCUCUCCCCCCUCCCAUCACCCCUCCCUCCCCCCAUCACUCCUCCCCUCCCCUCCCCUCUCUCUGUCCAUACCUCCCUCCUCCCUCCCUCUCCCCUCUCUUCCCCAUCCUCCUCCCUCCCCUCCCCUCCCUCUCUGUCCAUACCUCCCUCUCUCCCCCAUCACUCCCUCCCCUCCCCUCUCUCUGUCCAUACCUCCCUCUCUCCCCUCCAUCCACUCCCUCUCCCCUCCCCUCUCUCUGUCCAUAACCCUCCUCUCUCCCCCUCACUCCCCUCCCCUCCCUCUCUCUCCACUCCUCCCUCCUCCCUCCCUCACUCCUCCCCCCUCCCCUCUCUCUGUCCAUACCUCCCUCCUCCCUCUCCCCCUCCUCCCUCUCUCUGUCCAUACCUCCCUCUCUCCCCCAUCACUCCCUCCCCUCUCUCUUCCCUUCACCCCUCUCCUCUCUCCCCCUCCCCCUCUCUCCCCCAUCACUCCCUUCCCUCCCCUCUCCUGUCCCUAUCCCUCUCCUCUCCCCCAUCACUCCCCUCCCCUCUCCUCCCUCUCUCCCCCAUCAUCCCUCCUCCCCCUCUCUGUAUCCUCCUCUCUCCCCAUCACUCCCUUCCUCCCUCUUCUGUCCAACCCCUCCUCCCCCUCCCCUCCCUCCUCUGUGAACGAGGGGUUGGAGGAGGGGGGUCCAAGUGUGGGUGGACACUAGGGUUUUUCUGUCCCAUGCUGGCUGUAGAGGAGGUCUGGACCUGAAGGAGGAUACAGACUACCUCAUCAUGGGGCCAAAAACUGACCUCUGGUACAAGGACAGUGCCACCAACAGGUGAGGAGGGGCAGUGACAUAUUAUAAUGGACAUAUUAUAGUACUGGCAAGACAAAGCAAGUCAGAACAAUAAAGUUAAUGUUAAUAUCUGCCUAAAGGGGUUAUUUUCUCUCUCUCUUUCUCUCUCUCUCUCUCUCUCUCUCUCUCUCUCAGUGCCACAUACAUGCUGGGCAAGGGUACCUGGGUAGAGCGUUGGCCCACCUCUACAGAGUGUGCUAGUGAUGCCAAACUCAAGGUCAGGUGCACAGAGAUGGACAACUUCAACAAGGACCUCUCAGAGAAGGGAUGUCGGUUUAAAUAGCCUCACUCGCUCACACUUUGCCUAUCAGCUGCCAUUUUGUGUCAAGAUUUACGGACAGUUUGUGUCAAGAUUUACUGUCAUACAGCGCCAUUUUGUGCUAAGCUUUACACCUCUGGAUGCACUGGUUCAGCAGCAACUGUCACCAAUUGAGCCAUGCAGUAGACAUGUACUGCUCUGUUGUAUAAUCACGAUGGUAACCAUCAGAGGAAAACUGACAUUAGAAUUAAAAAGCGUAAAAACAUGACAUAGACUGGUGGGUCUAGGAUUGUGUUACUGGGAGCUCAGCGAUUCGUCACAGCCAGGGCUACAUGAAAUGGCAUACGAUCACAACACACACACACACACACACACACACACACACACUGGGCAGCGAUGGGAACUCACUCAGGUGGCACUGAGUGCAGUGGAAUAUUGUCUCACUACUGUGUAGAAUGCAUUAGUGUUCCGGAACGUUCCACAUAGAGGGAAAAACAAAAUAAAGAAUUCCAGGGAGAUUCUCAGGACAAACCCUCUAACUUUAGAAUGAUUCACAACCUUCUCUUUCUCAUGCAUUUGUUUAACUUGUCCAUGUUGUAGAUUGCAGUACUUUAUUCCUCUCAUUGCCAUAGAUUUGCAAACAUGAUAAUGAUCAACCCAUAUCGUUUCUGCUCUAAGCAAAUAAAUGUGUGGAUGGUUGGGUUGACUGAAGUAUUCUUGGGGGUAUUAUAUUGUGAAUAAUGCUGAAGUGUAUGAGUUCUUGCUCUCUCUUUCACUGUCUCUCUCUCUCCUCUCUCUCUCUCUCACUCGCACACACACACACACACACACACAGGAACACAUGCAGGUCAGGUACUGAUAUCAAUCACAUAAGUAGGCCAACAGUAUGUAAACUAACUUAAAAUAACAUAAUAUCAGUCCACUUAUGAUAUGCUAUCGCCAUACCAAUGACUCAUGAUUUCCAUGUGAUUUUCUGCUGCCCGUAAAAUGUGUGUGUGUGUGUCUUCCAUAAUCUAAAUAGGAAGGCCUUGUAAUGGGCAGCUGGUCACACAGCUGGGCGCACAUGUUGGUAUAGCGUGGGUAGAGUACACACACACACACACACACACACACACUGCGUGCGUAGUGGGUACACACAGAGAGACUUACACACAGUAGCAUUUGCUCAGGGGGAGAUUUCACUGCUUCUGUUUCAGAUGUGAUGUAG
Coregonus sp. 'balchen' is the source of this 29427-nucleotide messenger RNA. Lineage: Eukaryota; Metazoa; Chordata; Actinopteri; Salmoniformes; Salmonidae. The record is from the annotation of a GenBank genome assembly.